AUGACCACCACCAAACCCCCUCCCCCCACACCAACCCCAGCCCCAGCCUCAACACCACCUCCCCCAACAACUCCAAGCCCCACCCCAACCCCCACCCCCACCACGCUCACAACCACCACACUCCUCCCCCGCCAACUAACCGCCCUCGCCCUCACCGCCCUGCUCUACACCGCCGCGACCCCCUUCACGCCCCUCACCUGGCUGACCGGCCCCAUGCACCUGUCCGGCACGCUCUUCCUGGACCGCCUCGCCGCCGGCCUAGUCCUCUUCAGCGCCUUCUACUUCCAGUGGGCGAUCGCCUCGCUGCGCGGGCCGGCGGCGGGGGUGGUGGUUUCGUUGCCGGUGGGGGGGUUACUUGGUGGUGCUGGUGGGGGUGGGGUGAGGUUGCGGGAGGGGAGGUUGGAGCGUGAUUUUGGUGAGGGAGGGGGGGUGGGGAGUGAGGUGGUGGUGGGGGUGUGGCGGACGGGGGAUUAUUGGCGGUUUGCGGGGGUGCAGGCUGUGGUGUUGGGGGUUGCUGAGUUUGGGGGGAGCGAGACGAUGCGGAGGUUGUUGAUGGUGGGCGUGGUGCUGGUUCUGUGGGUUGUGGGGUGGGCGGCGACGCCGGCGAGGGUGAAGAGGUGGGCGUGGGAGCAUGUGAAGGUGUAUUUGUUUGUGUUGGUGCUGGAUGAGUUGCGGAAUGUUGGGUAUGGUGCGCUGCAGGGUGUGGCGAGCGGGGGUCAGAGGAGGAGGCGCGGGCGGUGGUGA
Molecule: messenger RNA, 744 nt
Organism: Chaetomium fimeti
Lineage: Eukaryota; Fungi; Ascomycota; Sordariomycetes; Sordariales; Chaetomiaceae
Exons: 1
Coding region: 1-744 (247 amino acids)
Source: RefSeq, a predicted model, not a curated record